AUGAAGAUAGCAGAGAGGGGUUUAUCACCAACGAAUGUUGUUAGACUUGGCUUGGCUUUAAACUUCGCGAUUUUGUAUUAUGAGGUCCUUAAAUCUACUGAAAGAGCAUGUAAAUUGGCUAAUCAAGCUUACGAAGAAGCAAUUGCUGAACUUGACGGUGUUGACAAUCAAUCGCAUGAAGAUGCAUUAUUUAUCUUAGAGAUAAUUAAAGAUAAUCUUUCCGUGUGGAUAGACGAACUGAAUUUGGAUACCCCACAAGUUAAGAAAGACGAUUAG
Molecule: messenger RNA, 276 nt
Organism: Arabis nemorensis
Lineage: Eukaryota; Viridiplantae; Streptophyta; Magnoliopsida; Brassicales; Brassicaceae
Source: the annotation of a GenBank genome assembly